GAACACUCUCCGUUUUCUAACCUUAUCUGAGGGGGUUUGCUACGGCACAAUUCUCAAAAAAAAAUUCCCACCAUAGGGGUAAUACUAUGUACUGCUUAAACGCGCAACUCUUAUAAGUUCUCUUAAAAAUGAUUCCCUCAAGAAGGGGCGAAUAAAAAGGCACAUGAAUGUAAGUGCGUUUGCUCAUACGUACGCAUCCCAAGAGCGCUCAAAAGGCCAGCAUAAAACAAAACAGGCAUUACUUUUCCCAAACUGUUCCCCCAAUAAAGCAUGUACAUUGGAGUGCUGUCGAAGAAAGUUGACUCCAAAUUUGACUUGAAAAAUGACUCCAAAUUUGGUGGUGCCCCUGUGUGGUUACAUGGGAAAGAACCAACGAACUUCCAUUUAGAGUGUCCCACAUGCAAAAAUAAUUUGACGUUUUUAUUUCAACUGUCAACGUCUUACAACGAGUACGUAAGAGUGCUGUACUUGUUUUGCUGCCUGAACAGUGGGAAGUGCAACGUGAACAGGAACAGCUGGGUGUGCAUUAAGGGGAAAAAGAAGCUAUUUCAAAAUGGGGGUGGUGAUCAAGUGGGCCCAGAGUUGGAGAUAAACGGUUGGGAUAAAAGCGAAAUGUGUCACAAUGGAAGAGCAAAUCGGAGUGAUCCCCAAAAAGGGGUCUUCCCCAAUUGUAGCAGCACAAAUGGGAGACAACCCAUUUUUGAUUUCUCAAGUGAAAAUAUAAAAAAAGAGGACUCCCUCACACAAGGUGCAAGUUUUAUGGAGGAAAAAUUAAUCGACUGGAAAUCCUUAUUUUCGAAGAGUGCCACGGAACAGAAAAGGAAUAACUCCUCAUUAUUUGGCAACGCCAUUAGUGCAUCCUUUACUGGUGCAAAUGAAAAACUAAGAGGGAACAACUCAUCCGUCGUGGGUGAUAAUUCUUUGCUAAGUGAACCUAACGGGGGGGGCAAACUCCUUGGGAUGCCCCAAACGGGGCAAAAAGAUGAAAACUUCAUAGUAGAAGGGACAAGUUGUAAUCUGCCCACUUUUUACAUUUCCCUAAUUGAAGACGAUGGAGAUGACUGCGGACGGGGAGACUACCUCUAUGAAAAGGCGAAGAAAAUGCAUGAAACGUAUGAACAGCGGAAUAGGGAAAACACCGAAGAGGACGCAGAUUUGGCGAUGGGAAAUGAUCACGAUCUGGACGACAUUGGCGACAUCGAAUUCUUUGAAAAUGAUUUUAACGGGUGUGUAAAAUUUUAUUCCUACUUAAGUAAAAACUACAGUCAAAUAUUAAGGUAUUCCUAUAAUGGGAAAUUUUUAUAUAUGUACAAAUCCACAAAGAAAUACAUCAAAGGGCGAACUAUGGUAUGUGCACACUGCGGGAGCAAGCUCCUCUUCGAGGUGCAGUUCUUUUCCACUUUUGUCUAUCAGAUAGAGAGAAAACUUGAAGAAGAAAAGGAUAACCUUUGCGGCAAUUCGCUGAACAAUUUCAACGUGGGGAAUGUCAUCAUAUUCACAUGCGAACGGGACUGCGUUACGGUGGAUGACAUGUAUUCAUAUGAGCGCGUCGAGUUGGAAGUUUUUUAG
Messenger RNA from Plasmodium vivax (malaria parasite P. vivax), 1569 nucleotides. RefSeq lists its product as hypothetical. Lineage: Eukaryota; Apicomplexa; Aconoidasida; Haemosporida; Plasmodiidae. Bases 271 to 1569 code for a protein of 432 amino acids. The transcript has a single exon. The record is from RefSeq and is a predicted model, not a curated record. Gene Ontology annotation, cellular component: cytoplasm.